Mya arenaria is the source of this 5252-nucleotide messenger RNA. RefSeq names its product iron-sulfur clusters transporter ABCB7, mitochondrial-like. Gene Ontology annotation, biological process: intracellular iron ion homeostasis; transmembrane transport. Bases 17 to 2197 code for a protein of 726 amino acids. Lineage: Eukaryota; Metazoa; Mollusca; Bivalvia; Myida; Myidae. Gene Ontology annotation, molecular function: ATP hydrolysis activity; ABC-type transporter activity; ATP binding. The record is from RefSeq and is a predicted model, not a curated record. The transcript is spliced from 16 exons. Gene Ontology annotation, cellular component: mitochondrial inner membrane.
UCACUCCACGACUACAAUGUCACUGUCAAUUUUGUGGAAAUGUCAAUCCAAAAAUCCAAAAUUAAGAUUAUUAUUCAAUACAAAUCAGUCGAUUUCUGUUAAAAAUAGUAUUAAUAAAUUCUCGACAAAAUCUUUCCUUCGGAAUUCAACGAGAUCUUUAUCGUGUUACCGGAUACCACAGAAGAGAGAUGAAUUCAACAAGCCAGGAUUUUAUAAGUCAACUUUGUUUUCAAAUUGCAGAAAGCCUCUGUUACAGGUUCCACCCUAUCAUGUGGUCUGGAGGACCUGUUUUCACCCUGGGGCCUCAAACAUGGCCCCCUCCGACCCCAGCGGCAUCCCACCCAAAGCUGGAGGAAAGGAGAUUAUAUCCAUGAUGUUACACUACCUCUGGCCAGCCGACAAACCAGAAAUCAGGCGCCGAGUUGUGCUGGCUAUGGGACUGCUUAUCAGUUCAAAAUUGGUGACAGUUGGCGUGCCCUUUAUCUUCAAACACGCUGUAGACUUCCUGAACCAACCAGAAAAUUGGCUGAACGUGGACAACCCUGGCGCAACCAUUCUCACCUCGGCAACAGCCAUAGUUAUCGCAUACGGUGUUGGCAGGACAACCGCCAAUGGAUUUAGUGAGCUGAAGAACGCCGUCAUAGCAACCGUUUCGCAGGAUUCCAUGAGACGGGUAGCGAAGAAUGUAUUUACCCAUCUACACAACCUUGAUCUCUCGUUUCACCUCUCACGACAGACCGGAGCACUCUCUAAAGCCAUUGAUAGAGGAAAUAGAGGUAUAGACUACGUCCUCAGAUCAGUGGUUUUCAAUGUUCUGCCAACUCUUUUCGAAGUGGGGCUUGUCACUGGAGUUUUGUGGUACAAGUGUGGUUCAGAGUUUGCGGCUGUCACUAUAGGCUGUAUCGGAACCUACACUGUGUUUACACUUCUUGUCACGCAAUGGAGGACAAAGAUCCGAGUCGAGAUGAACCAGGCUGAAGGAGAGGCAGGAAACAAGGCCAUAGACUCUCUGAUCAACUACGAGACUGUCAAGUAUUUUAACAACGAGAAAUAUGAAGUGGACCGUUACGACAAAAUACUGGCACGCUACGAAAAGAAGUCCCUAAAGACGUUACAAAGCCUUGCGUUGCUCAACUGGGGACAGAAUGCUAUUUUUAGCGUUGGACUGACCGCCAUUAUGGUAUUGGCCAGUAACAAUAUUAUGGCAGGUACAAUGACAGUUGGUGACCUUGUUAUGGUAAACAGCCUGCUGUUCCAGCUCUCGAUUCCCCUCAAUUUCAUUGGUUCACUGUAUCGAGAGGUUCGACAGUCGCUCAUUGAUAUGGCAACCAUGUUUAACCUGCUCAGCAUUAAGCCAAGUAUCACAAUCAAACCAAAUGCACCUAUUCUAGACGUGAAUGCCCAAAACUCCACAGUGACUUUUGACGAUGUUAGUUUCGAGUAUGUCAAAGGUCAGAAGAUUCUCAACGGGCUCUCGUUUAGCGUUCCAGCGGGCAAAAAGGUUGCCAUUGUUGGUGGCAGUGGAUCAGGGAAGUCCACCAUAGUCCGUCUGCUGUACAGAUUCUUUGACCCAAUGACAGGAAGUGUCCAAAUCAACGGUCAAAAUGUACAAGAUGUCAACUUGGACAGUAUACGACGUGCCAUAGGAAUAGUACCACAGGAUUGUGUACUGUUCCAUGACACUGUUUUCAACAACAUCCACUAUGGAGAUCUGAGUAAGUCUGCGGACGAUGUUUUCUCAGCAGCCAAAAUGGCAGAAAUCCACAACACGAUUAUAAACAGGUUUCCAAACCAGUAUGAAACUGAAGUCGGAGAAAGAGGGUUAAAGUUGUCAGGAGGAGAGAAGCAGAGAGUGGCAAUAGCCCGCGCCAUCAUGAAGGACCCGCCUAUAUUUGUGUAUGAUGAGGCCACAUCAUCACUUGAUACUAUCACCGAACAGAACAUUCUCACUGCUCUUCGAAGCGUGACGAAGGGACGCACAACUCUCGUGAUCGCUCACAGACUUUCGACAGUUGUAGACGCGGACGAGAUUAUUGUCCUAGAGCAUGGACGUGUAGCGGAGCGAGGCAACCAUUUUGAACUGAUGAUGAAGCCAGAUAGUUUAUACAAACACCUCUGGGAAAAACAAAGUUUUGUGAACUAUGACAAUAGUAAUUAUAACAAUAAUGUUGAUAUAGCAGAGGAAAUUAAAGGGUAAAAACUGAUGUGUAUGUUAGAUUGUGAUAUGAUUUUAUCAAUUUUGUUAUUUUAACUUUAAGGAAUAAAGUUUAGCAAGCUGAGAAAAUAUCAAAAAUGUGUGCAAGGGUGAAUUAAAUCCAGCAAGGUAGAAAGUUUUCAGUUUUAAUACUGAAUUCAGAAAUCAGUUUGUUUGAAAACAUAUCUCCUAUUUAAAUGUAUUUUAAAAACUGCAUUUCAGAAACACCCUGUUUUCAGUAUUUUGGGCUUGUCAACUUUUCACCAAUGGUUUCAAGUCUCUUUAAUAAAUAUUUUAGAUUUUAUAUUCUCAGGAGCUCUUUUAAUAUGUGUUGAUCCAUAUAAUUAUGUACAGCUAUACAUCAUAAUACAUGUAUACAAAUUUAAUUAAACCCAAAGAAAUAUUUUUGUACACAUUUAACAUGAGUGUAAACAAGGUCUGUUAUUCUCGUUUCCCUGCCAAUGAGUAUGAGAAUAGUACAUGCAUUGUUCUGGUAAUUUAUUUGAAUGUUAUUAAAGCUGCACUCUGUCAGAUACCAGUUUCGACACUUUAAUAAAAAAGGUCUGAGAAUUGGCUAAUUUUGGCAUCAAUGCCUUCAAUUCAGUCAUGUUAGAUUAUUCACAAAAGAACAGAUCUCAUUUGUUUGGAAAACUUUUAAUAAGUUUAUUAACGCUUUUAGCCAUAAAACAUCAUUUUUAGCUCCACUGGCCAAAGGCCAUGGAGCUUAUGUCGUCACAGAUUGUCCGUCGUGAGUUCGUGCGUGCGUGCGUGCGUGCGUAAACUUUUACUUUAAACGACAUCUCCUCUGAAACUGAUAAGCGGAUUUUGACAAAACUUCACAGGAAUGUUCCUUUGGUGGUCCUUUACCAAAAUUGCUCAAAUGGUUCCGGUCCAUUGCACAAUAUGGCCGCCAGAGCUAAAAAUAGCAAAAUCUUUAAACGACAUCUCCUCUGAAACGGUUCGGCAGAUUUUGAUGAAACUUGACAGUAAUGUUCCUUGGGUGGUCCUUUAUUAAAAUUGCUCAAAUGGUUCUGGUCCAUUGCACAAUAUGGCCACCACAGCUAAAAAUAGCAAAAUCUUUAAACGACAUCUCCUCUGAAACGGAUAGGCAGAUUUUGAUGAAACUUGACAGAAUUGUUCCUUGGGUGGUCCUUAACCAAAAUUGCUCAAAUGGUUCCGGUCCGCUGCACAACAUGGCUGCCAGGGCAAAAAAAUAGAAAAACCUUUAAAGAACAUCUUCUCAGAAACCGAUGAUCAGAUUUUGAUGAAACUUAACAAAAAUGUUCCUUGGAUGGUCCUUUAUCAAAUUUGCUUCAAUGGUUUCGGUCCACUGCACAAGAUGGCCCCCAGAGGUAAAAAUAGAAAAACCUUUAAACGACUUCUCCUCAGAAACCGAUGAUCGUAUUGCAAUGAAACUUGACAGAAAUGUUACUUGGGUAGUCCUUAACCAAAAUAGCCCAAACAGUUCUGGUCUGCUGCACAACAUGGGCACCAGAGCUAAGAAUAGAAAAGAACGUUAAACUACAUCUUCUCAGAAACCGAUUAUCAGAUUUUGAUGAAACUUUACAUAAAUGUUCAUCGGGAUGCCCUUUAACCAAAAUUCCCCAAAUGGUUCUGGUCCGCUGCACAACAUGGCUGCGAGAGUUAAAAAAUAAAAAAAACUUUAUACGACUUGUCGUCGAAACCGAUGACCUUUUUUCGAUAAAACUUGACAGAAAUGUUUGUUUGGUGCUCCUUUACUCAAAUUGCCCAAAUCAUUUCGGUCCACUGCACAACAUGGCAGCCAGAGCUAUUAAAGUAAAAUUUUUUUUUAAAUAACUUCUCCUCAAAAAUUGAUGAUUGUAUUUUUAUGAAACUUGACGAAAAUGUUCGUUAGGUGGUCUUUGCUUGAACCUUUUGGCCAGUGGAGCACAGGCACUGAUGUGCCUCUUGUUCAAACAUAAAUAUGAUAAACUGUGAUCUGAUCUUUUUGUCAGCAGUCUAAUAUCACUGGUUUCCAGACAUUUUCACAAAAAUUGGCUCAUUUAAAGACAAAAACAUAAAACAAGUUGUCAAAAUGAUCAAUCUGUGAGAGUGCAGCUUUAAAUGGACUUGUUCAUGUGUCAUGUGUUAUAUGGUUCGACAUUGGAAAAAUAAAUGAAUUGUAAAAACAAUGCUUUUAACAAUGAUGAAAUAUCAUCAAAAGUUCAUAUAGAGCUGUAUUGUGAAUAAUGAUUUAAAAAUGUUACAGAAAACUCUCUAUUUUGCCGAACAGCCUUGUAGCGCUAUUAAACUAUUAUGGCCUAGAUUUGCAAAAUUCUGCACAGAUGAAUAUUUGCCAGUUGCUGUUUGGUGUUUGUUCAUCAACACAAGUAAAAUGAAAAUGCAAAGUUAAAAAAUGUCAACUUAAAAUCUGUGGGCGAGUCUAUUUAAAAUGAGGAACCAUGCCUUUAUAAGGGACUCAAAAUGGGUGAAGAAAUGUGCACCUGGCCCCAAAUUUUUUAAACUUGCAAGUCCCUUUAAACAGAAUUCAGUUGAGCUCACUAUUUUUGUUUUUCUAUUCUUUGCGUAAUAUUUGUUUCUUUAAGAGUUUUUAGACUUUAAAAAGGACAGUGUGUGUAUACCAUGUGAUAAAUUACGUCAUAAUUGCUACGUCGGAAGGCAAUAUUUUGCUUGGAAUGACGACUUUAAACGCACAUAACUUUACUAGUUUUUCACCAUUUUAAAUGAAACAUUACGCAGUCUACUUAAACCUGUUAAGCUUAAGCAGUUUUGAGAAAUUAAGGCCUGAUAAUGACUUCACCUUUGUUAUAUUCAACAAAUACUUUCAUUCUCAAGCACACUUUUGUUACAUUUUGAAACAGUUGACCUGUUGAUUUUAUUUGCUUAAUUCAUUGUAUUCUUUGAGGUCCAUUUUUCUAUAUGUUAAUGAUUCAACAAGUUUAAUGUAAAUUGGCUAUUUUACCUUGUGAGAUGCCUUUUAUAUACAUGUUGCUUUUGUUUUAAUUAUAUUGUUUGUUUGUUUGUUUAUUAGUCAGGUAGUAAAUUAUUUAAUCUGAAAUAUAUUUUUGAAAACGUU